UAGAAAUACAUAGAUUACAUAGAAAGGUCGCAAAAAUGGAAGGAGAAAGUAAUGAACAUAAACAUCUGGUUGAAACUUUGGAGAAUACAAUAGAAGAAAGCAAUACUAAUCUUCGUGUUGCAAAACAACAAUUACAAAUAUUACAACGUGAAAAGAUGGAUCUAGUAGACCAAAUUAAACUAUUAAAAUCACAACUGGAUGAAACCACAGCGCAGUAUGAAAACGCGAAAUCAUCUGUGCAGGAAGAAAAGAAAGUUAUAGAAACUGUUUUGGAAGAAGAAAGAAAAGCUAAAGAGAGCGCAGAAAAAGCAAGAAGACAACUGGAAAGUCGUAUGGAAGAACUUAUGGCGAAGAGAAGCAA
Molecule: messenger RNA, 361 nt
Organism: Scutellospora calospora
Lineage: Eukaryota; Fungi; Glomeromycota; Glomeromycetes; Diversisporales; Gigasporaceae
Source: the annotation of a GenBank genome assembly